Molecule: messenger RNA, 1091 nt
Organism: Racocetra persica
Lineage: Eukaryota; Fungi; Glomeromycota; Glomeromycetes; Diversisporales; Gigasporaceae
Source: the annotation of a GenBank genome assembly
GAAAUAAUAAAUACCAAACUAAAACAUGUGGUUUACAAGAUGCAAAAAAAGGAGUGAUUUUUGAAAGUUUUCCGCCAGUAUUACGAAUACAAUUAAAACGGUUUGACUAUGAUAUGCAAAAAAAUACUACAGCUAAGAUAAAUGAUCGUCAUGAAUAUCCUAUGGAAAUUGAUUUACAAAGCUAUUUAUCAUCAGAUAGCGAUAAGUCAAAACCACAUAAUUAUUUACUUCAUGGAGUAAUCGUUCACAGUGGUGAUUUACAUGGAGGCAGAUAUUAUGUUUUUUUAAAACCAGAAAAGAAUGGCAAAUGGUUCAAAUUUGAUGAUGAUAGAGUUAUACCUGUAAUAGAUAAAGAAGUACUUGAAGAUAAUUACGGGGGUGAAACAAAUCAUAACCGAUUUAAGAGUGCAUAUAUAUUAAUGUAUAUCCGUGAAUCUGAUAUUGAUUUUGUACUAUCUCCGGUACUUGAUACGGAACAUUUGCAAAGACGCAUAGCUGAUGAGAAGGCUUUAUAUGAACUGAGAAAAAAAGAAGCUGAAGAGCGUCAUUUAUAUUUGUCUCUUAAGAUUGUGACUUUGGCUAAUUUUGAACGUCAUCAGGGGCUUGAUCUAGCUAAUUUUGAUGAUUGGCAAUAUCCAAUAUCUGAAGUUCCACAAUUUAAGGUUUUAAAAAGUGAUACAUAUGCAGUUUUCAAGGCUAGAGUCGCUCACUAUUUCGAGAUUCCAUCUGAGAAAGUAAGAUUCUGGGUUCUUGUAAAUCGCCAAAAUAAAUCUGUCAGGCCAGAUACUCCAAUACCAGACUAUUUUUUCAUGACUAUGAAAGAAAUCCACAAUAAAAUGGCUUCGAGGAAAAAUGAGCUAAAAAUGUUUUUGGAGGUUGCAGACAAACAAAUUGACGGAAAAACAUGGUUUCCGACAAUAGAAGAAAAUUCUCUUAUACUAAUUUUCUUUAAGUACUUUAAUCCUGAUAAACAAUCUCUUGAAGGAAUGUGUUAUUUAUAUGUUAGAAAAUUUGGUAAAGUUGGUGAUAUUAUUCCAAUUCUUUGCGAGAAAAAGAACUUUCCACCACAUACACCUUUGAAUAUAUAUGAA